AUGAACACAAUUAACGACUUACUUGUAAAUUGGAAAACCGGAAUUGUCGAUCAAGUGAUUCAUGAAGACAAUCCAAAUUUUAUGUUCUACUCCGAACUUAUUGAACUGUUUUAUUGCCCAGACGAUAUUGUAAAUGGAAUCCAGCCAAAUUAUUUUUCUAAGAAACACCAGUUUGGAGACGUUUUUGAUGAAGAGUUGUCUAAACUUAGCGAUGCAAUGUGUUUAAUGAAUGAUGAAGAAAUUAAUAAACUUAAAUUGAACAUUAAGAAAUCUGAAAACGAAUAUCACGAAAAGUUGGUAAUAGAAACAAAACGUUGUAGGAGGCUUUCUUUGCUUGAACUGUUUGACACACUUGAACAACUUAACCUUGUAAAUCUUCAGAGUGUUGUUCACUGUUUGGUCUGCAUCUUUCCAACAUCGGUGAGUGUUGAACGUUUUUUCUCGAAACUCAAAAUUAUGCGCUCUCAAAAUAUGUUACUGAAGAUGGCAUAUGAGUGUCUGUUUUAUUGUAUGGAUAACAACAAUGUAUACUUUGUUAUUUAA
Messenger RNA from Entamoeba invadens IP1, 543 nucleotides. RefSeq lists its product as hypothetical. The record is from RefSeq and is a predicted model, not a curated record. Bases 1 to 543 code for a protein of 180 amino acids. The transcript has a single exon. NCBI's taxonomy places the organism in Eukaryota, Evosea, Mastigamoebida, Endamoebidae.